AUGAACGGAUGCAAUCGUCCCUCUAUCCUUCGAAACUUGGCAAUGCCUUCUCAUGGCGUCAUGCCAGGUUCUCAUCCAUUGUCUCAAUACUCAGAAAUAAGGUACAUCCAAGGAAGUCCCUAUCAUCUACCCUCACCUGCACCAAUUCGACAUUAUUCGAAUACCUCUAAGUUGGAUGAGCAUGGUGAGGAUAUAACUUCGCAUAAGUUGCCUGAUCAAACUGCAUAUCCGGACGGCGAAGACUCCAUUGGAUUUAUCACUAAAGCACUUCCUACAUCGGGGAAUGAUGUGUUGAAAUAUUCACCAGCCAAUGUGUGCCCAACAAGGAAAAGGUCGAAGAGCAACCGACUUAAAAAAGCAUUACGGCCUUCGAGUCUUGAGGUUCUUGGGAAAUGGUUAGAUUUGCAAGAUGACAAUGCACGGGAAGCAUAUUGGCAAGAGUUAAGAUCCAAGGGCUCUAAAGUCUCAGAAUCAGCAUUACCAACGAUUCUGUUGCAACAUAUUAGACGCUGCCCUUUGACCAUGAAUAUGACCCUUAGCUUAGAAAAACGAGGCUUCAGUAAGGAUGACCUCGUAAUUUGGGCCUGGAUCCUACAAGGACAGCAUUUAGAUGAAAAGGCAAAGCGAUUUUUUUCUUCACCUUCACGAAAGCCAACGUUCAUAUUGUUGGAAAUCCUCCGCCAUGAUAUUGAGCACGUGGAAACUUUCAGAUCACUUCUGGUCUAUACUUGGGCUCAAUUUUUCUCAGUAAACUCUCAAGAAUGCGUCGGGGGCUCUUGGUCAGGAGUUUCCGAGUCUCUCUUUGAAGAGGAGGCGGAUGAUUCAGAUAAUUUACUGCCAUUUUCUUCACCUGGCAUGGAAGGAACCACAUUUAAAGUUCUCAUCUCUCGCCUCCUCUAUCAAGCCCGGCGUUUACUCCCCUCUGCAGUAUUCCCCAUAUCCCACAUGAUCCCUCCAUAUUUCUUCCAUCAUCUGAAUCAUGGACUACUUCAUGUUCUCUCUCUGCCAUCACGUUUAGAACCUCUUAGAUCCAUGGGUCAUAAUUGGCAUGCUCAGAGAGUUCUCUUGCGUUUAGCCAAUCGUACUUCACCACCCUUGAUUAUCGAUCGACUUGGUUAUCAAUCUGUACAGGCUGUACUACUUGCCUCACAAAAAACCAAGGAAGAAUCAAGAUUAGCUAUGCUCCAGGCAAGAGAUUGGCCUCCCUGGAGAGUCGACCAAGAUGGUAUGGAUGCCCAGAGAUCUUCAGAUGAGGAUAUGAGUAGGAUUGUAUUUGCCAUAAGGCAAAUGAAGCAAGCUGGAUACAGUUCAAGCAGCAACACCCAUGUUUAUGGUAUCCUUGGAGGACAAGAAGAUGAUGGAACACCGACGAUCCAUACCAGGUCGAUGUCCAAAGCUCAUAUUCGAAGACAGCGUUCUUUGGUGAAAUUGAGCCCUCUAAAUCCUCAUGUUUGGAGUGCAAGGAUCAAAGCAACUCGUGAUGUCCAGGAGGCUUGGAGCGCUUUUAAAAACUUUCGUCAUCAAGGGGGUACACCCACACCUUCGGUUUAUCUUGCUGUAAUGGAGAAAAUCGAGGCUGAAAAUAAGAGGAUUGGCCAGUCUCGAAUGGUAGAUGUUUUGCCUGGCGAGGGUAAAGAAGUUCUUCCACCAUUCAGCGACAAUUUCAGCGCCUUCUACAAGGAGGAGCUUCGACCACCAUCAACUAUUGAUUCGCUGUAUGAGACCAUGAUAUCAUCUGGUAUACAUCCAGAUAGUGACUGCCUACGUUUCAUGGUUAGCCAUGCCAGGGGAAUACCUGAUGGUAUAAAAUAUCUUCGUGAUAGUGCACAACGCGAUACCUUCUUGGACUAUCUGAUUGGCCAAGUUCCCGACCCGCCAGCGAAAUUUACAUCGGCAGAGACUCGCAUCAUCCAUGCCUUCGUUGCCUUACUUUGCAGGUGUGCGGAUAAACUUGCACCACGAGCUCCUUCAAAUUCAGACUUUUCCAUGUUCCAAGAUUUUAAAGGGCUUCAUGAAAGCAGUUUAAAUAUCAUCAACGAUAUCAAUGCGGAUGGGGUAAUGCCACAAACAUUACCUAGAUCCAAGAAGUCUGGUAUCAAUCCCUUGUCUCAUACACUGGAGCUUAUAAGAACCAGCCAGACGAAGUAUAGACCCACGUGGUAUGCGGUCUUUGAUGCACUUGCUCGACCUGGUAUCAUCAUUGAUCCUAAUAUAAUUGGUGACCCUCAAGAUGAUGUCAAUUCCUGGAGAAUUUCUGUCGCUACACUGCAAGAUUUUCACGAUGCGGGGCUUGAGCUUGACCCCAAAGGCUUUCAAUUGAUUUGCCGAUGUUUAGAAAAGGCAAUGCUCGCAACGUCACGAACGGAUGAAGAACCACUGUUCGUGGACGCAAUACAUCUUGUGAAGGGAGAAUUCGCAAAACUAUCUUCAGCAACUACAAAAUGUCUUGGACUUUCGGCGCUCUCCUACAAUCUAAACGGCGCUAUUCUACAUGCCUACAUUCGUGUUCUAGGACUAUCAAAGGAUUUCAAUGGUAUUCAAGCCGUAGUGGAGUGGAUGAUACUUCAUCACAAGAGUCUGCUUACUGAGGCUCGGUGGAGCCGCAAUGGCCAUGAGCUUUUGAGAAGAACCCUUAUCGCAAUCAAGGUCUUUUGCAAUGGAACAUCCCAUGAAGAUCAAGCACGAGAACUGGUGGAAAGUGUCGAAGGUUGGACAUGGCCAAGCGAUGAAGAUGCUAUAGCUUACAUUGAAGGAUGUACUUCGGUAGCACCUGGUGGGAGCUCUUCAACGAUUAGUGAACCUGCUGUAAAUAAGAUAGCUUCAUAUUACUAG
This is a messenger RNA of Sclerotinia borealis F-4128, 2832 nucleotides long. The record is from the annotation of a GenBank genome assembly. NCBI's taxonomy places the organism in Eukaryota, Fungi, Ascomycota, Leotiomycetes, Helotiales, Sclerotiniaceae.